AUCCAUGGUCAUGUGUUCAUCUAAUAUAAUUCCAAUUGGCCACUUAGCAUAAUAGAAUUGGCAGAAAACCUGAUGUGUAUACAACUAUAUAUAAACAACAACUUUGUAUUAAUUUCAGGUGUGUGCUAUAUUGCUUCUUGGGAUUCUUCAGUCCAUGACUCGGCAAACCUGAAUCGUAUAACAGGAGCAGAUAACCGUGUGUAUUUGAUACUCAAGGUGGUGUUGCGGCUAAGUCACCCUGCUUACAUGGAAGUUGUGCUGCGUAAACGUAUCUGUGUGAACGUUAAACAUCGUAACAUGAGUCUGACAGACAAACUGAAGAAAAAGAUGUGGUAUGGAGGGGAAAGCCUACAUGCGAGCGGUGUCACUUUUGAUGUUGUCUCAAACAUUCCAAAGGCAUCUGAAGACUUAGAGCACAUGGAAAGUCUUGCACAGAUGGCCGCAUCACAGAAUGAAGUGAGUGCCGCUGACGGGGAGACGUAUAUAGAGAAGUACAUCAAGGGCGUGUCUGCAGUAGAGAGUAUACUCACUCUGGAUAGGCUGAGACAGGAGGUAGCUGUGAAAGAAUUAAUGGCCAAGCAAGGGCAGUCACUCCGUAAAACCACAAGUGUUCCAAAUAUACACCAGUAUCCAUGGUUACGAAAAACAGAGUUCAUGACUACACCACCAAGAUUAGAGGAGAGGAUGAGAUUUGAGAGUAUACAGGACCUGUCCAUGCAUGAUACAAGCUUACGAACAGGAACAGCAGGUGAAUAGCUCCAUAUUACUUCAAUAAAUAUUCUGUAUGCUAUGAAUAUGUAACUUGUAUGGGAUUUCUUAUCCAUUUUAGUAAUGUCUUGGUCUGAGCUUAUAAAACUUGAAGUUUGAAGACCAGUCCAGAAACUCUGUCUUCUGAUUGGCUGUUUUCGAGUACAGAAUUGACCAAUGACAUUGUUGCAUUGUUAGACUGGUCUCAAAACAGAGUUUUAUACCCUUAGAGUGUUGACAUAGUUUUCAUGAAAUUCUUCGGUAGUGGUAUACUUCAUUAAAUGUUGGGAUGACGGAUAUGUGUUUACAGCACAAACACGUUUCAUUAGUCGUCAUAAUUUUAGUUUCUUUAAAGUAUAUUCACUCCAAAGGCAGAGUUUUCCUUGGACCACAAGACAAAUAUGGAAAUGGCUGUCCUUGUUUACACAAGUCAUAUGCAUUUUAAGUCAUGUUAACACUUGGAAAGCAUCGUCAAAUAUUCUGUUCUUUCAAUUAGUCAAUUUGAGAUUUAUAACUUCAAAAGAAUUCAACAUUCAAAAGAAUGCAACAUUAUAUCAGUUAUAAAACAUUGUCAACAAGGAAGAAAAAAUCAAAAUAUAUGUUAAUAAUCUUCAUUGGAGUAUAAAAUACAUUGGAUGUAUUUAAAGUAUGCAUAAAGGCCUUGGUCCUGCACUCCCUU
Mercenaria mercenaria is the source of this 1426-nucleotide messenger RNA. Its product is annotated as kinesin-like protein KIF13A. The transcript has 7 exons. The record is from RefSeq and is a predicted model, not a curated record. The coding region runs from base 73 to 756 and encodes 227 amino acids. Lineage: Eukaryota; Metazoa; Mollusca; Bivalvia; Venerida; Veneridae.